Molecule: messenger RNA, 4011 nt
Organism: Acanthosepion pharaonis
Lineage: Eukaryota; Metazoa; Mollusca; Cephalopoda; Sepiida; Sepiidae
Source: the annotation of a GenBank genome assembly
AUGGAAAUCCCUCCGUCUUCCCUGAAAUUCCACCUGGGACUUAUCCUCUUUGGUCCUUCAUCAAACCCCGUCUCCUUCCUGCUUUGUGCAGAAUACCUCUCAUCAUCACUGUCAGAGGGGCAUGGAAAGCCCUCCGUCUUCCCUGAAAUCUCCACCUGGGACUUAUCCUCUUUGAGGGCAUGGAAAGCUUCCGUCUUCCCUGAAAUUCUACCUGGGACUUAUCCAACUUGGUCACCUGAUCAACCGUCUCCUUCCUGCUUUGUGCGAAUACCUCACAUCAUCACUGUCAGAGAGGGCAUGGAAAGCCCUCCGUCUUCCCUGAAAUUCCACCUGGGACUUAUCCUCUUUGGUCACCUCAUCAAACCCGUCUCCCUUCCUGCUUUGUGUGAAUACCUCUCAUCAUCACUGUCAGAGGGCAUGGAAAGUCCUCCGUCUUCCCUGAAAUUACCCUGGGACUUGUCCUCUUGGUCACCUGAUCAAACCCGUCUCCUUCCCUGCUUUUGUGCGAAUACCUCUCAUCAUCACUGUCAGAGGGCAUGGGAAAGUCCUCCGUCUUCCCUGAAAUUCCACUGGGACUUAUCCUCUUUGUCACCUGAUCAAACCUGUCUCCUUCCUGCUUUGUGCGAAUACCUCUCAUCAUCACUAGGGGGCAUGGAAAGCCCUCCGUCUUCCCCUGAAAUUCCACCUGUGACUAAUCCUCUUUGGUCACCUGAUCAAAACCGUCUCCUUCCUGCUUUGUGCGAAUACCUCUCAUCAUCACUGUCAGAGGGGCAUGGAAAGUCCUCCGUCUUCCCUGAAAUUACCACCUGGGACUUAUCCACUUUGGUCACUUCAUCAAACCCGUCUCCUUCCUGCUUUGUGCGAAUACCUCUCAUCAUCACUGUCAGAGGGCAUGGAAAUUCCUCCGGGCAUGGAAAGCCCUCCGUCUUCCCUGAAAUUCCACCUGGGACUUAUCUCUUUGGUCACCUGAUCAAACCCAUCUCCUUCCUGGUUUGUGCGAAUACCUCUCAUCAUCACUAUCAGAGGGGCAUGGAAGGCCCUCCGUCUUCCCUGAAAUUCCCCCUGGGACUUAUCCGCUUUGGUCACCUCCAUCCGAACCCGUCUCCUUCUGCUUUGUGCGAAUACCUCUCAUCAUCACUGUCAGAGGGGCAUGGAAGGUCCUCCGUCUUCCCUGAAAAUUCCACCCUGGUCACUUCAUCAACUCCAUCUCCUUCCUGCUUUGUGCGAAUACCUCACAUCAUCACUGUCAUCCCACCGUCUUCCCUGAAAUUCCUCCUGGGACUCACCUGGUCACCUGAUCAAACCCGUCUCCUUCCUGCUUUGUGCUUCAUCACUGUCAGAGGGCAUGGAAAGUCCUCCGUCUUCCUGAAAUUCCACCUGGGACUUAUCCUCUUUGGUCACCUGAUCAAACCAGUCUCCUUCCUGCUUUGCGAAUACCUCUCAUCAUCACUGUCUUGGAAAAAAGUCCCCCCUGAAAUUCUCCUGGGACUUAUCCUCUUUGGUCACUUCAUCAAACCCGUCUCCUUCCUGCUUUGUGCGAAUACCUCUCAUCAUCACUGUCAGAGGGGCAUGGAAAACUCCUCCGUCUUCCUGGAAAUUCCACCUGGGACUUAUCCUCUUUGGUCACCUGAUCAAACCUGUCUCCUUCCUGCUUUGUGCGAAUACUUCUCAUCAUCACUGUCAGAGGGCAUGGAAAGUCUCCGUCUUCCUGAAAUUCCACCUGGGACUUAUCCUCUUUGGUCACCUGAUCAAACCUGUCUCCUUCCUGCUUUGUGCGAAUACCUUCAUCAUCACUGUCAGAGGGGGCAUGGAAAGUCCGUCUUCCCUGAAAUUCUACCUGGGACUUAUCCACUUUGGUCACCUGAUCAAACCCGUCUCCUUCCUGCUUUGUGCGAAUACCUCUCAUCAUCACUGUCAGAGCGGCAUGGAAAGCCCUCCGUCUUCCCUGAAAUUCUCCACCUGGGACUUAUCCUCUUUGGUCACCUGAUCAAACCCGUCUCCUUCCUGCUUUGUGCGAAUACCUCUCAUCAUCACUGUCAGAGGGGCAUGGAAAGUCCUCCAGGGGCAUGGAAAGCCUCCGUCUUCCCUGAAAUUCCACCUGGGACUUAUCCUCUUUGGUCACCUGAUCAAACCUGUCUCCUUCCUGCUUUGUGCGAAUACCUCUCAUCAUCACUGUCAGAGGGCAUGGAAAGUCCUCCGUCUUCCCUGAAAUUCUACCUGGGACUUAUCCUUUGGUCACCUGAUCAAACCUGUCUCCUUCCUGGUUUGUGCGAAUACCUCUCAUCACUGUCAGAGGGGCAUGGAAAGCCUCCGUCUUCCCUGAAAUUCCCCCUGGGACUUAUCCUCUUUGGUCACCUGAUCCAACCUGUCUCCUUCCUGGUUUGUGCGAAUACCUCUCAUCAUCACUGUCAGAGGGCAUGGAAAGCCCUCCAGGGGGCAUGGAAAGUCUCCGUCUUCCCCCUGAAAUUCCACCUGGGACUUAUCCUCUUUGGUCACCUCCAUCAAACCUGUCUCCUUCCUGCUUUGUGCGAAUACCUCUCAUCAUCACUGUCAGAAUGGCAUGGAAAGCCCUCCGUCUUCCCUGAAAUUCCCCCUGGGACUUAUCCUCUUUGGUCACCUGAUCAAACCUGUCUCUUCCUGUUUUGUGAAUACCUCCUCAUCAUCACUGUCAGAGGGGCAUGGAAAGCCUCCGUCUUCCCUGAAAUUCCACCUGGGACUUAUCCUCUUGGGCAUGGAAAGCCCUCCGUCUUCCCUGAAAUUCUACCUGGGACUUAUCCUCUUUGGUCACCUGAUCAAACCCGUCUCCUUCCUGGUUUGUGCCGAAUACAUCUCAUCAUCACUGUCAGAGGGGCAUGGAAAGCCUCCGUCUUCCUGAAAUUCUACCUGGGACUUAUCCUCUUUGGUCACCUGAUCAAACCCGUCUCCUUCUGGUUUGUGCGAAUACCUCUCAUCAUCACUAUCAGAGGGGCAUGGAAAGCCUCCGUCUUCCCUGAAAUUCCACCUGGUACUUAUCCUCAUUGGUCACUUCAUCAAACCGUCUCCUUCCUGCUUUGUGCGAACACCUCUCAUCAUCACUGUCAGAGGGGCAUGGAAGGUCCUCCGUCUUCCUGGUUUUGUGCAAAUUCCCCCUGGGACUUAUCCGUCUUCCCUGGUCCCCUGGGACUCAAACCCGUCUCUUUUCCUGCUUUGUGCAGAUACCUCUCAUCAUCACUAUCAGAUGGGCAUGACCCUCCGUCUUCCCUGAGAAUUCUAUCUCCGUCUUCCCAUCAAACCGUUCCCCUGGGCAUCCUCUUUGUUCCGUUUCCUAAAUUCUCGCGGACUUAUCUCCUUGAGGGGCAUGGAAAGCCCUCCGUCUUCCCUGAAAUUCCCCCUGGGACUUAUCCUCUUUGGUCACCUCAUCAAACCUGUCUCCUUCCUGCUUUGUGCGAAUACCUCUCAUCAUCACUGUCAGAGGGGCAUGGAAAGCCUCCGUCUUCCCUGAAAUUCCACCUGGGACUUAUCCUCUUUGGUCACCUGAUCAAACCCGUCUCCUUCCUGCUUUGUGCAAUACUCUCUCAUCAUCACUGUCAGAGGGGCAUGGAAAGCCCUCCGUCUUCCCUGAAAUUCUACCUGGGACUUAUCUCUUUGGUCACCUCCUCAAACCUGUCUCCUUCCUGCUUUGUGCGAAUACCUCUCAUCAUCACUGUCAGAGGGCAUGGAAAGUCCUCCGUCUUCCCUGAAAUUCCCCCUGGGACUUAUCCUCUUUGGUCACCUGAUCAAACCCGUCUCCUUCCUGGUUUGUGCGAAUAUACUCUCAUCAUCACUGUCAGAGGGCAUGGAAAGUUCUCCGUCUUCCCUGAAAUUGGUCCUUCAUUCUCCUUCCAUCUCUGUCAACUGUCAGAGGGCAUGGAAAGUCCACCGUCUUCCCUUUAUCCACUUUGGUCAAACCCGUCCUUCCUGCUUCUGAAUACCUCUCAUCAUCCAACCCCUCCGUCUUCCUUUCUACCUGGGACUUUCCUCUUUGUGCCCUGA